This is a messenger RNA of Loxodonta africana (African savanna elephant), 5739 nucleotides long. It is a transcript of the gene CTBP2, whose product is annotated as C-terminal binding protein 2. The record is from RefSeq and is a predicted model, not a curated record. NCBI's taxonomy places the organism in Eukaryota, Metazoa, Chordata, Mammalia, Proboscidea, Elephantidae. Gene Ontology annotation, molecular function: transcription corepressor activity; DNA-binding transcription factor binding; transcription coactivator activity. Gene Ontology annotation, biological process: regulation of transcription by RNA polymerase II. Gene Ontology annotation, cellular component: nucleus. The transcript has 9 exons. The coding region runs from base 1586 to 4558 and encodes 990 amino acids.
GGGGUGGAGGUGCUGUUGUAUCUCGUUCUCCUUACCGUGUAGCUUCACUUCCUGGAAAUUGGACCCGGUUUCCUCCCUCACAGUAAAUCUUCAGUAUUUAUUUUCCUUUUUUUCCCCCCCAAUGACUGGUAUUUUUCUUUAGUCGAAGAUUCUGGAUGAAUUUUGGAUUGUGAGAGAAGACAAGGCACUCUUGGGUUUAGUGGCAGCAGAUACACUUAUUAUCUCCCUUUAAAGUAUUUGAAAUGUACGGUAUCUUUGUAGCAUCCCGAUUACCAGAUUUGUUGUUGUAAAUUCUUCCUCAUAGGACCUUGUGGUCGCUGUGGUGAUGCUUCUCUGAAAUGUUUUAUGUGUUUCAGGAGAUAUUUGAAUGCUUCUAUUUUGUUUGUUUUUUUUUUUUUUUAUUUUGGGACGUUUAUCUAAGUAACUGUUGUUCUUUGCAUUAUUGUGCCUGAAGUCCCUGGUGGACUCGGCAGAAGAUUAGCCCAUAUGAAUAUGGAAGCUCACCUGCAAGAUCAAGGCCUUGUCUGCUGAAGUAUUCUUUUCUCUCAAACAUAUUUAAAGGAAGGCAGAUCUCAGAUACAACAGCCUCCCUCCCCCGGAUUUUCAGGGUUUAGUGGUGAUCCUCCUUUCCUGUGACCUCUCUUGCCAUCUAAUAAUGAUAAAGCCCAGAUUACACACGAGGUUGGUUUUGUUUUGUUUUUCCUGGCCACAUGAAAGGAUCUGUGUUUUACCAUAAUAAGGUGGUAAAAAUGCCUUUGGACCUUGGUGAAGUUAAUCGUUUGACUUUGUAAGCAUAGAGUCUUUGUCAGGGCAGAUCCACCAUCUGCAGAGCAUCAGGCCAACCUGGCCCCUUUCUGAGGACACCCCAAGCUCUAGAGCCCUGCCUGAGACUCUUCCUUCUCACCCCGCCUGCCCGUUCACAUUUCAUUUAUUCUUUGCUGUGUGCAGCGGAUUAAUGUUUCAUCAGGGUGGAUUAGGAUGGAAUUAACAUCAAGGCUGUUUUUCUUUUCCGGCUGUCACUGUUGGGCGGUCUCAGGCAGGGGUGUCAGAGAGGCAUGUUCCUGGGGGAGGGGGCUCAUCCUAAAAGUACCUGGUGAGCAAGAGGAAGAUAAAGCCGGAGCUCGCAUUAUGAAAAUACUUCCCAGUCGCAAAUCAGGAGGCCUGGAUGGAGCAGGCAGGCAGGUGGUUUCAUCAGCCUAAUGUGGUGUCACAUGGAACAAAAGCUUUAGAGGUUUUAUUUAGCUCCUAAUCUGUGUGCUGAAAGCACUGAGGUCCAUGUGCACAGACCAGGCAGGGAGGGAGAGCCUCCUGGCUUGCGUGCAGCACCCCCUUUGUGAGACUGAGCCCCAAAGAAAAGACCUUUUAGGCCGCCAUUGCAGAGCAAGGCAAAGUUACCGUGCGUGCUGUGUUUUCUCUACUAAGGUUUCAGAAGAUUAAUAAUUUAGCCCAUACUCUGAAAUAGGAGACCCCCAGCUGGCUGGUCCUGCUGUCCGGGAAGGUUAGAAUGCAGCAGGCCUGCUCCGGAUGUAUGUAACUGAAGAUUGAUAAAGGCUUCCUCCUGCCGCCUCUCACUCAUCAUCUUCCAAUGCUGGCUCCAAGCAGGCCUGUAAAUAUUGGGCGUUCUCAGAGCUGGGACGCUGCCGGGUGGUACGAAGGACCCUGGGAGAACGCUGAGGAGCCCAGGCAGCCGAGGAGGAGCGGCUUUCUGACGUACGGAGGAGGAGAGGGACCGUGGUAUGAGCAGCCAGACCGCAGAGUGCAGAGCGCCAGCGUGCCCGUGGCCACCGCUCCGGCCCAGGAGCCCUGCCUGUACCGGGAGGCCUUUUACAACACGCUCAGCGGACAGAAGGGCUCUGUCCCCGAUUUCACCUUUUGCGACACCAGGCAGGCGGUGAUGUCUGCCCGUGCUUCUCUGCCACCACGGGACUGCUUCGGCGACCCUUCCAUUGUGACUAGGGUGCCCAAAGAGCCUCACUACUUCAAGGACCUUGGAGUGAGCCGACCAGUGUCCAGUUAUGGGGUGCUGGGCAGCAGAGUGGCAUGGGAUCAAGUGCCAGGCCGGUUCCCAGGCCUGCAGGACACGGGUCACCUAUAUCGGGAUCCUGGAGGUAAAUUGAUCGCUCCAGGGCAGUGGACACAGGGCAGGAACCCGUCUCCCGUGAGGUUUGGAGCAGAGCUGCCUGAUGUCAGGUAUGGGGCAGAGGCAGGUGCCUACCCCGCCAACCAUGUCUGCAACGAUGUCAGCGAGAGGCCAGGGGAUUCUGCUCUCACCAGGCAGGCAGCCCCGACAUGCCUGGUGGUGGAUCCCAGCACAACCACUGCCUCUAACGGCAGCCUGGGUGCAGUCCCCAGUGCCUUGAAUCGGAACUAUGGCCCCUCCCGGGAAAGCACCCACCCCAAGGUGGCUUACGAGACUUACGAAGCAGACCUGCCCUCGCUCCAGGCACCCAGCGGCAAAAGGAAUGUGCUGCCCGAGUUCCUGGCCUUGCUGCGGGCUGAGGGUGUGGCAGAGGGCACACUGGCCACCUUGCUGCAGCAAGGCUUCGACUCCCCGGCAGUCCUGGCCACCAUGGAGGACGCGGACAUCAAGGCUGUCGCGCCCAACCUGGGCCAGGCGCGAGUCCUGAGCCGCCUGGCCAGCAGCUGCCGAGCUGAGACGCAGCUGUGGAGGCAGGAGCGGGCAGGACCCCUGCCUCGAGCACGCUCCAGCAGCUUCAGCCACCACAACGAGCUGCUCCGUGGUGACUUCUCGCUGGGAGCCGGGACCCUGCAGCCCCAGCAGGCGGCAUCCCGAAUUGGAGACCUGGCCCGCCGCCCAUCGAGUGCACCAUCCCAUCACCUCCUGGAGACGGCGGCUACCUACUCUUCCCCUGGGGGGGCUGUCCAAGCAUCCCAUCUUCCCUCCAAUUCUGGGUACAGCUCUCCCACCCCUUGUGCCCUGACGGCACGGCUGGGGCCCACGUACCCACCACAGGCUGGGGUAGCCUUGACUAACCCAGGCCCCACGAGCACCAUUCACCCAGGCCCCAGGACGGCCUAUUCCACAGCUUACACCGUGCCCAUGGAGCUGCUGAAGCGUGAGCGCAGCGUGGCCGUUUCCCCCCUGCCCAGCCCCCAUGGCAGCCCCCAGCUCUUGCAGAAGCCCGGUGUCCCCACAGAGCUGCCCACGCUGCCACCAGCCAGCCAACGCCUGCACACGCCACAUGCACCCUACCAGAAGGUAGCCCGACGGACAGGUGCACCCAUCAUCGUAUCCACCAUGCUUGCGCCAGAACCAAGUAUCCGCCCCCAGAUCAUGAACGGCCCCCUGCACCCCCGCCCCCUGGUGGCGCUACUCGACGGCCGGGACUGCACUGUGGAGAUGCCCAUUCUGAAGGACCUCGCCACUGUGGCCUUCUGUGAUGCCCAGGCCACUCAGGAAAUCCACGAGAAGGUGCUAAACGAAGCGGUGGGUGCCAUGAUGUACCACACCAUCACCCUCACCAGGGAGGACCUGGAGAAGUUUAAAGCCUUGAGAGUGAUUGUGCGGAUAGGCAGCGGCUAUGACAACGUCGACAUCAAGGCCGCUGGCGAGCUGGGGAUCGCCGUGUGCAACAUCCCUUCCGCAGCAGUGGAGGAGACGGCCGACUCCACUAUCUGCCAUAUCCUCAACCUGUACCGGCGGAACACGUGGCUGUACCAGGCGCUGCGGGAGGGCACGCGGGUCCAGAGCGUCGAGCAGAUCCGGGAGGUGGCCUCGGGCGCAGCCCGCAUCCGCGGGGAGACACUGGGCCUCAUCGGCUUCGGUCGCACGGGGCAGGCGGUCGCUGUUCGAGCCAAGGCCUUCGGAUUCAGCGUCAUAUUUUAUGACCCCUACUUGCAGGAUGGGAUCGAGCGGUCCCUGGGCGUGCAGAGGAUCUACACCCUGCAGGACUUGCUGUACCAGAGUGACUGCGUGUCCCUGCACUGUAACCUCAACGAGCAUAACCACCACCUCAUCAAUGACUUUACUAUCAAGCAGAUGAGGCAAGGCGCGUUCCUCGUGAAUGCAGCCCGCGGUGGGCUGGUGGACGAGAAAGCCUUAGCCCAAGCCCUCAAGGAAGGAAGGAUACGAGGAGCAGCCCUGGACGUGCACGAGUCAGAGCCUUUCAGCUUUGCUCAAGGCCCACUGAAAGAUGCCCCGAAUCUCAUCUGCACGCCCCACACAGCCUGGUAUAGUGAGCAAGCCUCACUAGAGAUGAGGGAGGCAGCUGCCACCGAGAUCCGCCGAGCAAUCACAGGUCGCAUCCCAGAAAGCCUAAGAAACUGCGUGAACAAGGAAUUCUUCGUCACAACAGCUCCUUGGUCAGUAAUAGAUCAGCAAGCAAUUCAUCCUGAGCUCAAUGGUGCCACAUACAGAUACCCACCGGGCAUUGUGGGCGUGGCCCCAGGAGGACUUCCUGCAGCCAUGGAAGGCAUCAUCCCCGGAGGCAUCCCUGUCACUCACAACCUGCCCACAGUGGCACACCCUUCCCAAGCCCCUUCUCCCAACCAGCCCACAAAACACGGGGACAAUCGAGAGCACCCCAACGAGCAAUAGCAGAGGAUGUCAAAAGGUAACUGUUCAGAUAAACCUGGGACCAAGAGACAGUGAACAAUAGAGAACUACGAGAAAAGGGAUCGGACAGUCUUCUUAACUGACUCUGGACACAAUGCAUCAUUGCGGUUGCAGUGUUAAAACUACACACGAGCUAGAACGAGACUGGGAAACCCGAACGUGUCACCUGCUAUGGAAGCGCUGAAAGACUAGGACGUGAUUCUUAACGACCCACUCCUAUUGUUGUGUGUUAAGUUUCUCAUCUGUGCAUCAAAUCACAAAGAAUAAAUAGCUCUCUGUCCUUUAUCAGCCCUCGGGCACAGCAGGUCCAGAGGGCCUGCUCUUGAUUGUUGCAUCAAGAGUUCCAAACCUGAAAAUAAAACAUGUAAAGAGGAAAUCUCCACCCUGUGACUCCAGUCCCUUCGGUCCACGGGGGCUGGUUACCUCUUGCUAAUAGGAAGAUUGAACUACAACAAAGCGGGAGGAUAACUCUGCCUGUUAGACAACUGCCGGAAAGGAGGGAAGACAGUACAGGCCCCUGUCCAGAGGUGUUCCUCACAGCUGAACUGCACUGAGCGGGCAAGCUGGCUCUAAGUUCAGUAACACCCUCUGAUGAUGCAAAAAAAAAAAAAAGAGUGUUAAGUUUCACAAGCUGUUUGUACUCAGAUAUAUUUUCUCAGUUUCAGAUCCUCAGCUAUUUUAUUGAGUGAGAGUCUUGAACUGAAAGGUUCAAGAAUAAUGUUGCAUUUCCUUAUGUCUCAGGAAAACACUUUUUAUGGUAACUUGUCAGAUUGUCUAUGAACAAACCCACUUUUUUAGACAUUGAUAAAGUCUUCUUUUCUUCACGUGAUAUUUUAUACAAGAACACUUCAGAUGUGUUAUUAGAUGUGACUGAUUUUAACAAAUCCUAUUAGAUUUGUAUCAACUAGUUACAUGUUAUAUUCAUAGUCUUUUGUGAAUCAUCGCCUUUUUGUUUAAAGAUGGCCUAUUUUGAGCCUUUGUAUAGGUACAUUCCUGUUUUUGUGACAAAAAGAAAAAAAAAACUUUAAAACUGUCCCAAACAGAAAAAUGACUAUCAGAAGUAUGUUUUGUUUUAGUGUGAGUUACCGUUACUGUAUUUGUUUAUUGUAAAGGUGGACAUUUAGCGUUCAGUGCAGUUUUCAAUAAAAAAUAAUAAAAAUUUC